UCCUACACAAAGAUCACCCAGCAAGAACACCAUGACCAAGGCCGCCGCACCCUCGGUUGCGGCUGCGGCUGCGGCGACGGCGCUGGUACUACUAGCGGCGACGCUCCUGACGACCGUGGCAGAUGCACGGCCUCUCUUAGAUAUGUACUCCCAACCAUUGCAGUCUCGCACCCACACCCACUCGCGAGUGAGUUGGAUCUCCAUGUCGUCGAGCCCCGAAAUGCCCAGUGAUUCGUCGGAUCAGUCAACAAAACUGGAUGUGAUUGGGAGAAUCUUGCCACGCAAGAUCAUACCGCCCUCCGGACCUAGCAACGGCAGCUCCGGCGAUCGGCCACCUCUGUCGACGGCGCCGGAUGUUGUUGGGAAGAUCUUGCCACCAAAGAUCAUACCGCCCUCUGGGCCUAGCAAUGGCAGCUCCGAUGACUCGCCACCUCCAUCGACGGCGCGGGACAUGGUUAAGCCCUUGCCACGGAAGAUCAUACCACCCUCUGGACCCAGCAACGGCAGCUCCGACGACUCGCCGGCACCGCCGAAUGUCAUGUAACUUCAGGCAGGAGCAUGAAUAAAAAGCAUGAUGAUAGGUCAUCUACUCUGAAAAUUA
Molecule: messenger RNA, 601 nt
Organism: Panicum virgatum (switchgrass)
Lineage: Eukaryota; Viridiplantae; Streptophyta; Magnoliopsida; Poales; Poaceae
Product: proline-rich receptor-like protein kinase PERK12
Exons: 1
Coding region: 32-544 (170 amino acids)
Source: RefSeq, a predicted model, not a curated record